This is a messenger RNA of Odocoileus virginianus texanus, 4809 nucleotides long. NCBI's taxonomy places the organism in Eukaryota, Metazoa, Chordata, Mammalia, Artiodactyla, Cervidae. The record is from RefSeq and is a predicted model, not a curated record.
GGCUGGGCGCGCAGGACAGAAAAGGAGGCGGCGGCCGCGGCUGCGAGCAACAGAUCAGGGCUCCGCGAGCAGACCCACUCUGCUCUUGGGCGAUUUUUUUUUGUUUAUUUCAGAAACAUCGGUUAAAUUAGAAAAUCUUGCAUUUUGAAAUGGCGGUGGCCCCGGGUCAGCGGGCGAUUUUCUCUGCUUCAAGAUGGGCUUUGCCUUUUCUGUCGUGGGCACCAGUGGUGGCCUGAUUGUCAGUCUUCUCCGGGCAUUUUUAAGGCCAGGAGCUGAGUGCUGCCUGUAGGCGCCCUACAGAGCGGUUUGGCUUUUUAAAAUUUUUAGUAUUAUUUUGGGCAGAGAACAGUCGAUCUCUGGCAUUUCGUCCUCUUUGCAGAAGAGGCUGCGAGUCGGAGGUGGGUCACUCAGAGGGUGAAAUUCCUCCCGGGGUGAGCGAUCCCCGGCCCCGCACACAGUCCAGGCGGCUCCGAGUGUGUGUCCUGCCCCUCUGCCCGCGCCGGGAAAAUGGAGGCUGUGAUUGAGAAGGAAUGCAGCGCGCUCGGAGGCCUCUUCCAGACCAUCAUUAGCGACAUGAAGGGGAGCUAUCCAGUUUGGGAAGAUUUCAUUAAUAAAGCUGGAAAGCUGCAGUCCCAGCUUCGGACAACAGUAGUAGCAGCAGCUGCCUUCUUGGACGCCUUUCAGAAAGUGGCUGACAUGGCCACCAACACACGUGGUGGCACCAGGGAGAUCGGAUCCGCCCUGACCAGGAUGUGCAUGCGGCAUCGGAGCAUAGAAGCCAAGCUGAGGCAGUUCUCCAGUGCUUUAAUCGAUUGUCUGAUAAACCCACUUCAAGAGCAGAUGGAAGAAUGGAAGAAAGUGGCCAACCAGCUGGAUAAAGACCACGCAAAAGAAUAUAAAAAAGCUCGCCAAGAGAUAAAAAAGAAGUCCUCAGAUACACUGAAACUGCAGAAGAAAGCCAAAAAAGUGGACGCUCUCGGGCGAGGCGACAUCCAGCCCCAGCUGGACAGCGCACUCCAAGACGUCAAUGACAAGUAUCUCCUGUUGGAAGAAACAGAGAAGCAGGCUGUCCGGAAGGCUUUGAUCGAAGAACGCGGCCGGUUCUGCACCUUCAUUUCUAUGCUGCGGCCUGUGAUUGAAGAAGAAAUCUCAAUGCUGGGGGAAAUCACUCACCUGCAGACCAUAUCAGAAGAUCUGAAAAGCCUGACCAUGGACCCUCACAAACUGCCCUCCUCAAGUGAACAGGUGAUUUUGGACUUGAAAGGUUCUGAUUACAGUUGGUCAUACCAGACCCCACCCUCUUCUCCGAGCACCACCAUGUCCCGCAAGUCAAGUGUCUGCAGGUGCGUGACCUUCCUCCCCCCCCCGCCCUCCCCCAUCUUUUUAUUUUUUACGGGUGUCCUUUUGUGGCGGCACGCGGUCCCCGCGCGUGGUCCCUCCCGGCUGCAGAACUCGUCCAGCUCGGCCUCCUCCGAAGCCUCGGAAACCUGCCAGUCGGUGAGCGAGUGCAGCUCGCCCACCUCGGUCAGCUCAGGCUCCACCAUGGGCGCCUGGGCGUCCACGGAGAAGGACUGGGCCAAGCCAGGACCUUACGAUCAGCCUCUGGUGAACACCCUUCAGCGCCGCAAAGAGAAGCGAGAGCCAGACCCCAGCGGAGGAGGCCCCACUGCGGCAGGAGGUGCCCCCGCCACUACCGAGGAGGCCCAGAGGCCAAGGAGCAUGACCGUGUCGGCCGCCACCAGGCCUGGAGAGGAGGUGGAGGCUUGUGAGGAGCUGGCACUGGCCCUGUCUCGGGGCCUCCAGCUGGACACCCAGAGGAGCAGCCGGGAUUCGCUUCAGUGCUCCAGUGGUUACAGCACCCAGACCACCACCCCCUGCUGCUCCGAGGACACCAUCCCCUCCCAAGUUUCAGAUUACGAUUAUUUCUCUGUAAGUGGUGACCAGGAGGCUGAUCAGCAGGAGUUUGACAAAUCCUCCACCAUCCCAAGAAACAGCGACAUCAGCCAGUCCUAUCGAAGGAUGUUCCAAGCCAAGCGCCCGGCCUCGACCGCGGGCCUUCCCACCACCCUCGGACCUGCUAUGGUCACCCCAGGGGUUGCCACCAUCCGACGGACCCCUUCCACCAAGCCUUCUGUCCGCCGGGGGACCAUAGGAGCUGGUCCCAUCCCCAUCAAGACACCCGUGAUCCCUGUCAAGACCCCCACCGUCCCAGACCUCCCCGGGGUGCUGCCAGCCCCUCCAGAUGGGCCCGAGGAGCGGGGUGAGCACAGCCCAGAGUCACCGUCUGUGGGUGAGGGCCCCCAGGGUGGCACCAGCGUGCCCGCCUCAAUGUGGAGCGGCCAAGCCUCCGUCAAUCCCCCUCUUCCAGGCCCGAAGCCGAGCAUCCCCGAGGAGCACAGACAGGCGAUUCCAGAAAGCGAGGCCGAAGACCAGGAUCCCCCAAGUGCCACUGCCUCCCCUGGCCAGGUUCCAGAGAGCGACCCUGCAGAUCUGAGCCCAAGGGACGUCCCGCAAGGAGAAGACAUGCUGAAUGCCAUCCGAAGGGGCGUGAAACUGAAGAAGACCACGACAAAUGACCGCUCAGCCCCGCGCUUCUCUUAGGCUCUCAAGAAAUGCUGCCAGUGGGGAAUGAACUGUCUAAUUAAUAAGACCUAAUUUGUCUUGAUCCAUUCCAAUCUAUAAUCAAAAGAUUUUGUAGGCAACUCAGAACACAGCUCUUUUGAAAGUACACCUUUAGAUAAGAAUUAAAAGUAACAUAUGUAACUGACAUAACCUUGAUCUUUUAAUUUGUAAAUAUCAACAGUUUUCUUUCUGCACAUUUUAAUCUUAAGUUUCUCUUUUGAUUUUUCUGAAGGUGCCAAAUUCCAUUUAACUUUUUUACAAGUCUUUGUAAAAUUUUAAAUGCAUAAGGGCGGGGGGAGGUCGGGCAGGGGAACCACAAGGUUAGUGAGUUCAGAAGAAAGGAUAACUAUACUUAGCAAUUUUUCUUUUCUCUGUUUUCCUGCAAGCUUUUGUAGAUGCAUUGUAGUAGUCUGGCUUAGGAGCAAAUUCAAGUUAUUUUAAUGUACAAACAAAAUGGAUAAGGAGUAAAAAUCCUUAUCCAAGCAAACUACUUUCGGGAUGAGAAAUGCGGGAGUCAGCUGAUGAGCAAUAUUUGGAGUGAAGUAACUCUGGAAAUGGUAGACUGUGUUGGGAUUGGGGGGAGGGUCCGGGGAGGGGCACACUGUCAACAUAGCCGAUCCUGUUACAUUUAAGGGUAGCCUCGUAGGUUGAAAUUUCUAGUAGCUUCAUGGUAAAUGCAUCCGAAUAAGCCAUACUGGAUUGCAGUGUUUGUUUCUGUAGGGUGUUUAAGGACUUCCUUUCUCCCACGAUUCCUCCUGACUGCACACAGCACCCACCUCCAGUCCUGUGCAUGCGGCCACCGGGUAGACACAGAACCCCCACUUCAGUUACUCGUCUGUUAUACCCACUCUCAUUGAGUCCAAAUGCAUCCAAAAUGGUAAGGCAGUUUUAAAAAUGUGAAAACAUUUAAAAAUGAUAGCAGGGAAUUCUUAGAUAUAGCAAAUGCCUUUUACUUAACUGUGCCCAGCAGGCUGGGUGCGUUGAAAAGCCCAAAUAUUUUGAAAAAACUUGAGCGGAUUUAACAAGGGUAACCAGCUUGGAGUCUAGCAACUUGCCAAUGUGUUUACCAAUCUGGGGGCUUGUUUUUCUUAUCUUCUUUUAAAUAAGUGGCAGUUAACUGGCUUCAUACUAAACAUCAGAGAGGAGGAUUUCUUUCUUGUCACCUGGAAUCUGACCACUAUACUGUCCUCUUUUGUAUCCUAGGUAAUGUUUUUUGGAAUGGAUUUCUGUCUUUUAUUUUUUAAGUGAAAGUUAAAUUUGUUAUAAUGCCCAUCCCCUAAAGCCAACAGAGAUUUGUAGAUUUAAAGGAUCACAUCUGGGGACUGUGAUGGUGUUUUAAGAAAAAGAAGGCCGGCCUCUUAGUGGGGUCAGUUCAAAGUGCUCAUUUGGGAUCGAACCUCUCAAGGAGAAGAGCCCGGUGGGUCUCCCAGGGCCUGUGGAUCUCUGUUGGUGGCAAGCUUCGGCUACAUACUCUUAUGCUUUAAUACAUAACUGCAUUGGAUGCGAAAGAAAUGUACCUGUAUAGUCACUGUUCUAUAUAUUAACAUUUAACACUGCUGUGAUCGCUCAAGGACAUUUUAUGUUAUGGCUUUAAAGCAAAGGCAUGAUUAUUAGAAACUAUUUAAGCUUUUUUUCUUUGAAAAACAAGCUCCUUUUACAGAAUAUAAGCAACAGUAGUGCCUGUGGUUUAGCCCACCAAUCUUGAUGACUAAAAGUAGCUGAUGCAUUGUGCAUAUGAUGCUUGAGAUGGUUUUUGCAAAAGCAGAAAUCACUGCAAGGUAAUUACGUUAGAUAAAAGUGGUAUUUUAAACCUUUGAAAUAAAUGGAUGUAACUGUACCUUGGUACAGCUUUUCACUUGUUUAGUUUUUAAACGUUAGUAUAAUCUGAAUAAAUUUAAUAUAAAAUGUUGCCAAAUUCAAUGUAGAAAGAAUGUGACAAAACACCUUGGGUAGUUCUGUUUGUGUUUUUGCAUAUUGUAAAAGCAGUGUCACAGCUAAAAAUAAAGAAAUCGUUUCUAAAGGUAAAUUAUUGUGGUUUAGUUGCUAGUUUGUACUGAGAGUUGACCUCUCCCUGUGCAGUUUUUUGUUCUAAACUUGUAUAAAUAACAAUUGUGUAACGUGUCUCCCUUCUACCUUGUAACAGUUGCUUCAGCCUACAUUAUAAAUAAAGAACCACUAGAAAAAAAA